UUCACCAGGGUUACCGCGUUACAGCAGAGCGAGUCGGACAUUGGAAGCCGGGAUUGCCUGCCGUUUCCACAGCCGCCGGUCUGCUCUUGCAGCUGAACAAAACACAGACGAGUUCUGUGAAGAAAACAUCUGCGUCGACCGCUCUCGUUUUUUCAGAGAAAUCUGGAGAACAGUUUUGAGGCCUAUGCCGCCAAUUGCGCCCCAUUGAUACUCGACCGAACUAUACCAGGCACACCUAGGUGGCGACCUGUGUUUGACGCUUCGUAGUCAAGGAAGUCGCAGUGAGGAGAAGGCACGUGAGGACGGGGCGGCAAGAGCGAGAGAAGAAGAGAGCGAAGCCUGCGAGGGCGGCGGCUGGAUGGUGAGUCGAGUGGCAGCGCUCGCGCCAAGCGAAGAGAGAGUUGUAGUGUUUUCACAGCUCCGAGACAGCUGGCUCGGACGCGCCCGGGCUGCAGCGACAGAGGAAAGGAACGAUGAGUUCGCCAGCCUGGCCAAGGGUGCAAUGAGAGACAUUACAGCAAUCAUCUUCUCUCGACAAACGAGACAGGGCGACCUUGAGGGGAAUCCCAGAUAUCGGCAGGAAGUUAAACUGAACCGUGGUGCCUGGGCGUGCUUGAAGUACGCCCACCGGCGUCUCGGGGCUGCGGACGCUCGGCCCUGGGGCACCCAGUUGAGUGCACUCGCGAGGCGGGAGUCGGGUGAGGGCGAAUCUUGCUCCGUGUCCUUGAGUCAAAGUCGAGAUGUGUUCUCGAUUCGCGACAUGCAGCCUCUCGCGGCCUGCGCUGCAGCCAAGAAGAGCAGCGGCCAGUCGCGAUCUCCCCGUGGCCAACAAAGUGGUGGGUACACUCGCGCCUGGGACACUCUCGUCCCUCCUGCGACGACGAAAAGCUUUCCAACAGAGACGGACUGUGCCUCGCAGCAAGGGAGAGAACGAUCUCGCAAAGUCGAGAACAGCGGUCGCGUCGCUCUCGAAGCCGGCACUGGAGCACCGCACCGAGGAGAGACAGAUGCGGUGGGGCCGGCAGACAAGGACGAAGCUGUCCCUGGAAGAGACCGCGCUCUUGCCGAAGUGUCGCCGCUGCCCCGGAGACGUCCCGAGAGAACAGGCGCGACGAGGACACGGCGAGAGGAAAGGCUGUAUGCGCCAGGGGGCAGACUGGCGGAGGGCGAAGAGACAGGAGAGAGUAGCUUCGGGGACAGGCCGCUGCGUCUCGUCGACCUGGCGGAGUCGCCUCUUGCUGUGCCAACUCGUGACUCAAGUGGUGUCGGCGACUGUCUUGCCUACCACUCAAGAGAACAAGGCGACUUUCAAGGAGGAAGCGGUUCUCGCUGUCUUGCACGACGCGCGUGGGUGCACGAGAGGGGCGGCGGGGGGCGAGAUUGCAUGGAGGAAGAACCGACGCUCCUGUUGGAGGAGGACAACGAUUUCUUCUCCUUCUUCGGAGAGAACGACGUCAUUGCUUUCCAGGGUAAGACAGAGGCGCGGCCUCGCGAACAGGAGUUCGAAUCGGACUGGCCACCUUCUCCCCAGCCCCAGUCUGGCUCGACGCAACCCUGGGAAGGAGCGGGAGAUGCGGCGGAGAAAGGAUAG
This is a messenger RNA of Toxoplasma gondii ME49, 1591 nucleotides long. RefSeq lists its product as hypothetical. The record is from RefSeq and is a predicted model, not a curated record. The transcript has a single exon. NCBI's taxonomy places the organism in Eukaryota, Apicomplexa, Conoidasida, Eucoccidiorida, Sarcocystidae. The coding region runs from base 359 to 1591 and encodes 410 amino acids.